UAGCAACCCAAGCUCUACUCUAUAAAUACAGGCACUGAUCUUCAAGUCUCACAAUCAACACCCUUCUUGUUCCUUCCUUUCUUUUCCUUUUCUUACACUGGUUCCUGUAAACCAUGGCAGACUCCUACAUGUGUUGUCUGUGUGCUGAUGUGCUGCGGGACCCCAUCACCAUCCCUUGUGGAGAUACAUUUUGCCUGGAAUGUAUCAAGAUCUACUGGGACCAAUUGGACCACCUAGGCAUCUAUAAUUGCCCAGAGUGUAGGGCAACUUUCACUCCUCGACCUGUCCUGCGCCGCAACGUGCCCAGUGUUAGUUCUCGUGAAGACCAGUCACCCUUAACAACGUUAACACCAUUUCCGGACCUCAAGAGGGACUCGUUGUGUGAUUUCUGCACAGGCCGAAGGAACCGGGCAGUCAAGUCCUGCCUGGUAUGCCUGGCGUACUACUGUGAGACGCAUAUCAAGCCUCAUUAUGAGUCAGCCACAUUCAAGCGGCACAAACUGGUCGAUGAGACGGGGCACCUAGAUCGUAAGAUCUGCCCACAGCAUGAGAAGAGCCUGGAGCUGUUCUGCAAAUCGGAUCAGAUGUGUAUCUGUGUUCUCUGCACGGUGAGGGAGCACCGUGGCCACAACACGGUUAGUGCCGAGGACGAACGUGCCGACAAGCAAAAAAUGCUGGUGGUGACCCAGUCCGAAGUCCAGCAUGUUAUCCAGGAGCGCAUGAAGGAACUCCAGGACCUCCGACACAAUGUGGAUGUUCUCAAGGGUAAUGCUCACCGUGCACAAGAGGCCAGCGAUAAGAUCUUCAGCGAGAUGCUGCAGUCUGUGGAGCGCUGGCAUGCUGAGAUUUGUCAGCUCAUUCAAGCUAACCUGCAUGCUGCCAUGGCACAGGCUGAUAGCUAUGUGGAGCGGCUGGAGCAGGAGAUCAUGGAGCUGCAGCGGCGAGACGCAGAGUUACGGCAUAUACUUGACACUGAAGACAACAUAUAUUUUCUACAGAAUUUCCCGGUGCUGUGUAUUGCCCCAGAACCAAUGGUACCCAAAGUCCUGAUCAACCAAGAUUUCUCCUUUGGUGAGGUUACCAAAACGGUGACUGACAUGAAGGAACACCUGGAUGACAUAUGCAAAAAAGAAAUGGACAACUUGUCCAAAAAAGUGAGUGACAUCCCGGUCUAUGUGUUAAUCCCCAGAACUGGCAGUCGGUUUAAAGGAUUAGAUAGUGUUUCCUCUGCACCAACAAAAACUGAUCUUCAAGAGCCCAAAACUCGAGCAGACUUCCUCAGAUAUACAGUGAGACUUACCUUUGACCCCAAUACUGCUUAUAAGGAGUUGGUCCUGUCCGACGGGAACCGCAGGGUCAUUCGGAAACGCAUGGUCCAGUUUUACCCAGAGCAUCCAGAACGCUUUGAUGGUUUUUGCCAGGUCUUGUGUGCUGAGCCCCUGUGUGGUUUCCGUCAUUACUGGGAGGUGGAGUGGAGCGGCGAGUUCUCCGUUGGUGUCACCUACAAAAGCAUCAGCCGCAAAGGCAAGAACUCGCACAGCCUUCUUGGCUACAACGACCGAUCCUGGAGCCUCCUCUGUUCCGACUCUGGAUACUCGGCCUGGCACAACAGGACAGAUAAAGACAUUCCAAGAGCUGCCAGGGCCUCACGCAUUGGUGUGUAUCUAGAUUACGCUGGUAAUUCGGUGUCCUUCUAUGCCGUCUCAGAAAACAUGCAGCUCAUCUACAGGUUCCUAGCCAAAUUUUCCGAGCCACUGUACGCCGGGUUUGGAGUUGGAGCUUCUGUAUCUCUGUGCUCACCAGAGAAGAUCACGCAGCUGUACUCCUGAUGAGAAGAUCGAGCUGACACGUUACUAAACCUGCUGAUGCUAGGACAAGUCGAUGUUCUUUGAAUAUUUAGGACUUUUUAGCUGCCCAGCAGGGUUCUACUUUGAACCUUUCUCAUAAAGGUUACAGGUUCCUCUAAAGCUGAACACUUUAGAACAUCAUUUCUUGGUCCAUUUAUCUAUUGUAAUGGACUAGCAUGCUUACUAGACAGUUGAGUGACAUAAGAUUACAACUGACACAUAAGCAGUGGUGGAAAAUGUAUGGAGAAAAUUGUACUUUGAAAGUGUAUAUAAAUGUGUAAAAUCUUACUUUAAAAUGUAUUCAAGUAUUAAAUACGUAGUUUCCACUGUGUAUAAACAGAUUAAUGUUUUUAUAUAUAUAUAAAACAUGCUGUUUCUAGCUUUUUUUGUAUUUUGACCCAAUUUGUUACAAUUAAAACA
Hemibagrus wyckioides is the source of this 2267-nucleotide messenger RNA. RefSeq names its product finTRIM family, member 84 (gene ftr84). Gene Ontology annotation, molecular function: zinc ion binding; protein binding. The record is from RefSeq and is a predicted model, not a curated record. The transcript has 9 exons. Lineage: Eukaryota; Metazoa; Chordata; Actinopteri; Siluriformes; Bagridae. Bases 114 to 1829 code for a protein of 571 amino acids.